ACAGAAGCAACUGAACAUGUUCCUUCCUCCCAUCUUAUGUUCACUUCAACCAAACUAAUUUCCUCCAGAUAUAAGAGGAACACAGUGAUUUAAAGUAUUGGAGCAGAAAAUUAUUUGGGACAUGGAGAUGUGGAAUAUGACUGAUGUGCCAGCCAAGCCAUUCUCACCUCUGUCUAACUGCACUGUGGACACCAGCUAUCGCUUCACCUUCUAUCAAGUGUCUUAUAGUGUCAUCUUCCUGCUGGGGUUGGCCACCAACAGCCUGGCCCUUCGGAGACUGUGUCUAUCUCCCUGCACCAUGAACAGCACAGCCGUUUACAUGGUCAGCCUGUCAGCUGCCGACUUGUUUUUUGUAAUCUCUCUACCCCUGAGAAUCUACUACUACCACCAAAAAGCCAGAGCCUUGUCCCCCAUGACAGGAGACCGAUCCAGUUGGACUCCUGGGGUGGCAUACUGCCAUCUUACUUUCACCCUCAAAUACAUCAGCCUGUAUGGGGGCAUCUUCUUCCUGGUGUGCAUUGCUGUAGACCGUUACUUUGCUGUGGUGCACCCGCUGGCAUCAACACUCCGCAGGCUGCGUGUUGCACAGCUGAUAAGUGGGGGGAUCUGGUGCUUGGUGCUGGGGCUGGGGCUCAGUGUAAGUCUGCCUCUGCUGCGCUCUGCAGCCGCUCGCCAGCACCAGCUCUGUCUGCUGGACCCAUCUUCGCAACACCACCGCACCAUAAUCCUGGUAGCUCUGGGCUUAGUCCUAGGGUCAUUUCUGCUGCCCACUGUGCUACUUCUCUACAGCUACUGCAGAGUGCUGAGCGUGCUUCGUCAGCCAAGACACCACUCCCGCAGCCAGCACCUCAGCCGUCAGCACACACUCACAAUUAUUUACAGGGUGCUGGGUGUCUUCCUGCUGUGCUUCGUCCCAUAUCACAUCAACCUCCUGGGAUACACCCUUACACAUGUGUGGCUGCUGCCCCAUUGUGGCCUGGCCCAGAUGACCAAGGCUGUACACCCUGUGGUACUAUCACUAGCAAGCUCCAACUGCUGCCUCAACCCACUCAUCUACUAUUUCUCCAGCAGCCUUGUGCACAGGGAGGUGCCUGGUGGUGGAGGCAGCGGCAGCCAGUGACACAAACCAUCUCACACCACUACUGAAAGAGACUCUUUCUUCUUUCUUUCUUUCUUUGACAUUUUUCAUAUUUACUGAAUGUUUAAUUUAUGUGGAACCUGCCUCAUUUUACAAAAAUGCUGAUCAAACGUUAUAGAUCAACAUGUAAACUACUCCAUGUCAUUUAUGUUAUUCAUGAAAUGUAGUAAUAAUUAAUCUACUAUCUAUCUACUGAUAGUUUUUCUUCUCAUGGGCCAAUGAAUGCUAUAUAAAAAAGGUAGAUAUAGUUUGUAUUUACUAUGUCUAUGUGCCUUUAUGUUGUGUAUGCAUGAAUCUCAUUAAAAUGCUGCGACAUCAUUACUAGCAUACUGUACUGG
Molecule: messenger RNA, 1476 nt
Organism: Siniperca chuatsi (mandarin fish)
Lineage: Eukaryota; Metazoa; Chordata; Actinopteri; Centrarchiformes; Sinipercidae
Product: lysophosphatidic acid receptor 6-like
Exons: 1
Coding region: 122-1120 (332 amino acids)
Biological process (GO): G protein-coupled receptor signaling pathway; behavioral response to pain
Cellular component (GO): membrane
Molecular function (GO): G protein-coupled receptor activity
Source: RefSeq, a predicted model, not a curated record